Messenger RNA from Porites lobata, 13246 nucleotides. NCBI's taxonomy places the organism in Eukaryota, Metazoa, Cnidaria, Anthozoa, Scleractinia, Poritidae. The record is from the annotation of a GenBank genome assembly.
CUUACUGAGUCGGCGCACGUCCUUUGUUCAGCAACCGCUCAUCAACAAUACGAUUGAGGGAAGUUGGCAUGGUUUAGUUUUAGCUUUUAUCGUCCUUAAUAACACUUUGACAGCGAGGACCUAACCUCUAUUCACUACACAGUUUCUCAGCUUAGCUGAGACGCUGCAAGCUCAGAAUGGAAACUUCCUCGAUGGCAACGGACACAGUUGUGAUUGAAAAUCCAGACGAGGCAGAAAUUGAAUCAAGCGAAAUCGCGCCUGUUGAAGUUAAUGAAACUCGUGCUCAACAGCCGGAAAUAGAAAAAUCGCCGGUACAACAAGUAAACAUGUUAGAUGUUACAAAGUUAAGUUACGAACUUCAACAGGGAUAUCGUGUCUUCAUAGAAAUGUCGAGUGAUGCGUACAAAAAUGUGACUUGGCCAUUUAUGGAGCCAGUUGAUGCUGAAUCACUUGGACUCUGGGACUACCACGACAAAGUCAAGGAACCCAUGAGCUUCCAGGAGAGUAAGUACAACUUUUUAUUAUUCAUUUUUGUUAGAUUUUACUAAUUAGAAUACGCAGUUAAGUUGUAAGCUCAACUUUCCUGUUAGUAAAUUGUGUAUUGCAUAAACUUUGGCUGACAAGCAAUGACGUUUCUCGGUUUGACAAAAAUUAAGCUUUGGUUGUCCUUUGCUCCAAGAAAACUUGUUAUUUUGACUAAUGAUAAUCGAGAAUAGUGAUUUAUACUCCUUGUAUUAAAUUUUGUACUCAUUCGUCCUCUUACAUUUCCUAAAAUUUCUUGUUUUGGAAAACACUGUUAAUUUGCAUUGUAAGAAAGGAUAUUGUUGCCUAAAGAAUUUCAAACAGUUUUCCCUUCAAACUCUAGGAAAAAGAGAUAUCUACCGAGGGAAUCCCCACGUUGGUUGUUUAGGUUGCUUGUAAACUAAUAAAGGACCUUAACUAUCUAUUUUGCCCAACUAAAGAGGUUUAUUACUUCAAACUUGUGAAGGUAACUUGACUACAUCAUUGACUAUUGAAUCCUGUGAAGAUUUGUAGGGAUGCCUUUUUCUUUACUUACUUGCAAAUAUUUUUUACUUAGAAUGAUUACAGGAAUUAUUGAAAUACAAUAUAUCAUUUUAUUCAUAAUGGAAAUAGGACCAUUUUGGCAUUAAUCCUUGGACAUGUUUGUGAUUGACAAUCUAGUCAGUGUGAUGGUGUCUGGGUGUGUGUGGGUCAUGACUGAGCUGUAUAGAUUGGCUGACAGUGGCAUAGUAUAGUGCAUUUGAUGGCUAGCUGACCACAGUGGAGACCCAGCAUUACAUCACACAGAACAGUUGGUAAACAACAUAUAAUCUAUUUCAUUUAUUUUCAUUUUCUCUUUAGUUGGUGGUAAAUUCAAUAACUAUGAGUACACCAGCAUCACAGAAGUUGUGGCUGACAUCCGUCUGAUUCUUGAAAACUGUUAUCGCUACAAUGGAUCAAACCAUUGGGUCUCAAAACUUGGACACAAGAUGGAGAAAAUUCUGGAGCAGAAGCUAGCCUUGUUAAACAGGUAUUUAUAAUGAACACUUCAAGGUUUUUUCCUUAGUAAAAUUGUAUGGAGCACAAAAAGUAACACCAAAGGUAGUGCAAUUAUUUGUAGUUACCAAGACUUGUGUCUCACAAUGAUCACUUUGUUAUUGAUCACAAUACAAUAACCACCCUCUGCUGGCCUUCAUCAGGUUGCUGGAUGAUGAUCAGCAGCCAGGGGUCGAAAUGUCGCGAUUAGCAACAAAUUAAUGGCCUUUAAUAUUCAUGCAUCAUUGCUUGAUAUACUGGAGACUGGCGAUACUUAUUACUUAUUAGGAAAUAGAUGAAAUUAUUCGUAAAAUAAAGAAAGCAGAACUAAAUUUUUUGUAAUCCUGCCUAUAAAAACAGCGAGUUUUAAAUGCAUCUUUUUCAUAUGUUUUUCUUCGUAAGAUUAUAAUUUUUGCAAUUAGUUAACCGCUCCAUAUUUAUUUGCAAAACUGAUGAGUCUCUCUUGCUUUUUACUUUUUUUAACCUUAAUUUAAUUGCAGUUAUUUUCUUUUCGUAUUAUUCUUGGCGCACCUAGACUAGCUACAGCUAUUUGCGGUGCUAAGACACGGGCAAAAAUAUUCUUUAGAAAAUUUAUAAUAAAGUCUUGAAGUCUUAUUUGGGGGACAAAUGAUAAACAAAGCUACAAAUCACAAAGAAUGACAUCAUUCUCUUAUAAUCAUUAUCUACAUCUGACAUUGUAUGCCAGUACACCUCCAUGUAUUUCUGUGUAGAAACUUCUUCUUUACUCUUUAAAUUUGUUAUGAACAUGAGUCUUUGAUUGUUUUACAGAUCCCUCAGAGAUAAAGUCAAUUUGGAAGCAACCAUGGCCUUAAGGAGUGAUUUUGCAUCAGUGGCCAACCCAAGUGAUGGUAAUAAUCCCAAGUUGAUCUUUUUUUUCCUUUUUUCAUUGUUAAUUCAGGAUAAAAAUUGACAAAUAAUGUCAGACAAGUAAAAAAAAUCGUAUACUGUGUUUAUUUAUGAAACCAAUGCAGACAACUUUACCUAGUAUAUAUGCAAAAUACGUGCAGUUACUUUCUUUACCCCUGGGUGUCCUUAGUAACAAGGUUCAAAUAUUUACAGUGGCAAUCAUAUCAUUCUAUGUAGUCUGUAGAAAAGCUAUUGAAAGAAUCUCAACUUGUAUGAAGGAUUUUCAUGCAUUGUCUUUGUAAACCUUUUUUUCUGGCUCAUUCACUAAGGUAUUGAGAGUGGGUUCAAGAAUAGUUGGAAAUUAGUAUAAUGUUAUCCUUAUACUAAUGGACAGUGAACAUGCUGAAAUAUGUUAUUAUUAUUAUUGCUAAAAAGAGAUAAUUUUCUUCCUAUGUUAUUUUCAGGAACUGGUCGUCGACGGGCUGCUGCUCGUAAUUCAUAUGUCAAGAUGAUUAAUGGAGAAGAAUCCUCCUCUUUGCUUACUCGACUUAAAAUCCAAGAGGACUUAGAAGAGCGUGAACGACGCCGCAUUCGAGAGAAGGAAAAGAAGGAAGCAAAUUUAGUUCUGCUUCAAGAUUUGGCUGAGUGGGAAGAGAAGGAGCUCGGAACAGAUGUGCUCAAGGAACUUCACUCAAUGUGGGAGGUAUGAAUUCCUGAAGAUUUGAAAAGUUAAAUGUCUAAAUACAGUUACAGUCAAACCAGGUCAAGCGUACCCCCCAAGAAUAAAUUAAUGAAUUUAUUAUUCAAAAGUUGAAUCCGUUGCUAGUUGUAGAUUUCAGAUUGAUCUCUGCACUCUUGCUUGUGUAAUGAGCCGUGAAUUCACACGCGAGGCAGUUAUGAAAUUUCUACCAGCUCCAUUUUCCUGAAAUUGAUGUAAAUGUCUUCUAAGAAGCUUAAUCCAUUCAAAGAUUUCCAAUCUGAUCAAAUACAGAGAAGUUCUCGUAAAAUAUUCACUGCUCAUUAAGCAUGCAGAAAUGCCGCUUUGAAUUUGACACCAGUUACGGGAACGACUAACGGAUUCAUUUUUCAAAUAACCAAUUCAUUAAUAGAAUCUUAGGGGGUACGCUUGACUUGGUUUGACUGUAACCUUUGUUCCAUUUUUCUCUGCCAAAAUAAUAUUAUUUGAUUAGAAGAAAUGAUAUUGUUAUUCCUCCCAGCUGAGACCAAUUUUUAUUAAAUUUUAACACAGUACAGGGUAUCUCUUAAGAGGUAAGGAGUAGUUGUGUUGGGUUUAAUGAAAUCUCUCUUUUUUGAUAUGUAUGUACAGUGUUAGGAACAGCAUUUGACAUGACUGAUACAUUUUUUUUAAUUCCAUUUUUUCUAUUUCUUUCACUGUCAUUGUUCUCAUCGUUGGGCUACUGGACAACUCAAGCAGUUCAAUUAAAAGCUGGUUAUCAGUUGUUUACCGUCCUGUUCAAGGCCCCUUGCCCCUAUCUGUUGAGAUUUUAGGGAAAAGGAGCCCUACAGCCCUUUUCCUGGCCAUAUCCACCUAUUACACCUUUGGCAGGUUUUCAUAGAAAAUGUUAUUGAAACCCCUACAACUUUGCCUCUGUUUAAAAAUUAAUAUUGAAUUUUUAUUUUCCUUUUCAACAGAUUCCCUCCUUGGCUGGCUUGCUUUUUCUGUUGAAAGAUUUUCUGUAUAUUCCUGACCUCAGUAUCACUGAACUUGAACUGGGUUUUGUUUAUGCUAACAAGUCUUCAUUACUGGCCAGAAUAUUUACAGCUCUUUUGAUUACUCCACAUCAGAGGAAGAGGUGAUAAUGUCCUUAUUUUUUCAUUACUUUUUUCACCAUAUUUUUGGGCCUCAGUUUCUGUUUUUUUGGAGAGGAAGUGCUGUUUAUAAAUUUUUGGCCUUUCUCAGUCCUGCAUUGUAUAACAUUUAGAAUAUGCAUCUACAUGUAACAGUUUCUGCUAAAUGCUCAUUAAGGCCUAAGCCAAUCGUUGAACUUUUCAUGGGACAAACUCUAAUUUGGGUUGACCUAAAUUAAGUUAAAGUCAUCUGCUAGGUCAGACGUCAAACUUGGGAUGCGUCAAACCAAUCAACUGAAUCAGACAAAAGAGCAAUUUUAGUAAAUUUUCUCCUGAAUGAGGCUAAAUACACAUUCGCAUACAAUUUUUUAAUUUACUAGUUUAGUUUGUUGCAUGUAAAGAUCCCUGUUUGUCCCAGAAAGGAUCUCCAGACGUUCUAUCUGUCUGAAGCAGACGGAUAGAACAUGACAAUCUAAACUCAUUCAGAUGAACUUAACUGAGCCAGACGUUGAACUUUUCAUGAACUUAACUCACUAAGUUUGUUUCAUCUCAUGAAAAGUUUGACGUUUUGCCUAGGCCUAAGUUAGAUAUUUAAUGAUGAAUAAUUCAUUUUUAUCUAUCUUUAAGUCAUUGGCAGUUUUUAUUGAUUAGUUAAUUAAUGCAAUGCUAAAUAAGUUGCCAGUGAUUUGACAAAAAACUGGAAAAUACAUAUGUACAGGGAGGCUCCUCCCAAACAAUCAACUCGUGAGUCUUUCAAUUUUGGUACAAAAUUAAUGUAUUCAUGUUACAAACAUUAUACAAGAUUUGAUAUUUUGAAUUAAUAAAAUAUUGGUACUGCAGGACGGUAGACAAACCAUCAAGUUUGUUGUAAACCACAAUAAUAUUUCUUUUAGGAAUUUUUAGGAUGCUCUGUAACUGUCUAGCAGUGCUAUGUAGGUGAUUGUGUUGUUGCUACACAUGAUCUUAUAAUCUUUCAAUUCAUUUUGGGUAGUUUGUUCAAGAAGCCACCCAUGAAGUUCAAAGUUUGGGAAUCCAAACUCUGUGACAGAGUAAACAGCUGGUACAAAGCUACUGAGAAGGAUGGCCAAGAAUUUGUAAGUGUACUAUGACAUUCUUGUUUUUGUUCGACUUUGCAUAAAGUUGUAGGUAGCCCAUGAGUUCCAAACCUCUUAAGUAUUGAGUAACAAGCUCUUUAGUUUUGUUUAAGAACAAAGAUUCCCUUGUUGCCCAAAGAAAAAUUAAAUCACCAGUGGUCGCUAGAUGUUGCUAGAAAUGAGCCAUGCUGUAUGUAUGUAUCUUGACCGUAAUGGCAGAAGAGGCUGAUUGUUUUCACUGAACCAAACUGAUACAGUGCUCUAUGUGUAUAAAAUGAUACAAGUAACAUAUUUAAAAGUUGUUCCUAAAAUAAUAAUAAUAAUUAUCUUGUACUUCUGUGAAUUCAUACAGCACUGAGAUUUGAUUUUGGAAUGAUGCCAAUUUGUUAUUGUAGAAUAUGCAAUAAACGCUUUCAGUUAGGCAGUAAUGGGACAGAGAUUUUUCCCAAGAAUGUUGACUGUCAUAACCAGUUUUUUUUCCUGGCACAUUAACAGAUUCCAUUUUUUAUUGUUAUAGACUUGUCAACAAUAUGGCUUGGAUAUGACUCUAUUUGAAGUUAUAGGUGGGUACAUGUAGCUUGUAUUAAUGAUGUUGUUAUUAGAUUGAUGAUAUUAUCUGUCAAUAAUACAGGAUUUGCAGUCAAAUUUAAUCUGUUGCAGAUAAGCAUUGUUGGUAGCAGCAGCCUCUCAGUAGACAAAAUGAUCAACUGAAGGCUUGCAUUGAGGCUUUCACUGAUGAUAACGACAACAAUCAAUGAUAACUGUAUUAAAGCAACUGUAGAUAAUAACACACAAAUUUAAUAAACUUGGAUAUCUGAUGUUGAAUUGAUAGGGCAGAAUAUGCAAUAUAUUUUUUUUUGAAGUUAUGGCUAACAUCAAUAAUUUUGUUUUUGUUUUUUUUUUUUCUCUCCAGGUGAAGUGAAUCCUCUUCUAGAAAAGUCCUAUAUGGACCUAACUCUGCAUCAACGAGUGUGGAUUCUUAAAUGUCUGUGUGACAACAGCCUGGUAAGACUGAAAAUCUGAUGAAAUUAAUUUCACAAAAAGGGUCCUCUAAGAUUCCACCGUAAAAGCACUUGUUCUGUGCAAAUCAUUGGUGCUUUUGAAGGUCCUCUCCAACGUGAUCAAAUUUGUCAGAGAAAAACUUUUGUGAAAUUUUGCACUCAGCAAUUCAGACAACCAUGUUUUUGCUUAGAAAAUAAAAUUCAGUGAAGUUAGUCAAUCAAUUAAGUAGGCCUUGUGUGUAUUUCUUUAGGGCUGUUUUGUCUUAAAUUGGACUUUUACUUUGACAUGUCUGUUUUUUUUUCUUUCAGGUGAAGGACUAUGAUUUUCGUGAUCACCUGACCACUAUUGCUCCAACUGAUCAAAGAGAAUUGCUUUUGGGGAAUGAUGCCAAUAACUGGACAUAUCUGUAUUUUCCUAUCUUCUCUGCUACUGAUUUGCGUAUCUACAAGCAAUGUCCUUUGGAGGUUCCAACAUUCAGCAAAAGAAAGAAAAAGGUGCAACUAAUACAAAAUUGAACUUAUUGUAAAACAGUAAAGAUUUGUCUUUAUUAUAUAAACGCCAACGAAAUACCAGGUGAGCUUUCGCGCGAAAACUUGAUAUCUUCACAUGUGAAAAUAACAUGUUAUCUUCACACGUGAAAAUAUCAGUGUUGCUCUGGCUACAUAAUAGAUCGCACCUUCCACACCCAAAAACUAUUAAAGUGAGAUGGUUUGGUAGUUCAUUGGUGUUUAUAUAAUAAAUAGAACAUUACAUGGCCGCUUGGAGAUACGAAAUUUCUCUUCGAGUGUUGAAAAAAUAUUUCACGAGUGAGCGCAGCGAACGAGUGAAAUAUUUUUUCAACACACGAAGAGAAAUUUCGUAUCUCCGCGCGGCCAUGUAAUAUCCUCUAUGUAUUAGUUAUCUCUUGGUUUCUUUAGAAAGAAGUCAUGAAAAUAAGUAGUGUGUCUUCAGUCAGCUCUCAUCACUCCCUGCCCCCUAAAUCAUUUAGCAAGAGGAACAUCUGUAUUUUGGCUAGCCUGUGUACAGAUGCACCCCCCCCCCCUCCAAAAAAACUUGGGGAAAGAGACUCUCUCUCCUUGAUUCUUUUUCUAAGGGGAGGGUUCGUUUGUAUACAGGCUAUGUCAGGCUAUGUCUUCGCCUGAAAAUUUCUACACUUACAUGUAUAAUUUAAAUCAAAGUUUACAUACAAUAGAAUCCUGAUUUCUUGAACCCCCAGUUUUCUACUCUUGGAUAAUUCAAACCAAAACUAAUUUCCCUUAACAAGGCAAGUACUAUAAUUUUGACUACCAAAGUUUCAAACCUUUUGAUUAUCCAAACCAAUUUACCAGUAGCUUUCUUAAGUAGAUUCUGAAAAUCAGAAUCCCACAGUAAUUAAUUCGGUAGUGUUGGGUUUCUGGAUGUAGACAACUUUGGUAUCAAACUUUUAAGGCCAAAAUGAUCCUGUGAAACACAGCUGUAGUCGUAAGCUAGAUAACUACUAAAUACCAAUACUUUUCCAAGUUCGUGCAUAAUUAUAAUAUUAACUUUAUGAAAGAUUAGCUAACCACAUUUGUUACUCAUCAAGGUUACAACACCUCCACCAGCCAUAGUGAAGCCUAAAGUGACUCCAGCCAGGGCUGCCACACCCAUCCCAUCCAAGCGAAAUACAAGACUUAGAAAGGUAAGUUGAUAGUUUCCGUCACAGCUUUACAGUGUAGUUGACACUUUUAUCUCUCUGAUUGCUUAUGACAAGGUUGUCAGCAGUAAUCAGUGAAAGCACAGGGGUGCAUAGAGUUGAGUUUUGAUGUACAUGAGACAGUUAAAAACCAGCAUCAAAUCCCUUUGAAUUCUAAAUGGAUUUCACGAUAUCAGGGCCAAAAACCAACCGUUUUCCCAUAAAGCCAGUAUACAAGAGAAAAACGACUUCUUUACAACAGUGAUAUAUAAAAGAUAAUCUUCUAAAUUUGACUCACUGCACAUGAUCAUAUUCAAGAUCAGAUCAUAAAUGAACCACAUUCCUAAAGUCUUGCAUUUUGUUAAAUGGAAUUUUUUUUGUUCCUUUAAUUUUCUUUAGAGCCUCAUUUCUGCUGAAAUUGCUCCUUCCGUUAAUCCAGUGAGUCCAUGAGCCAGAACCAAAAUCUGAUACCAUUUCGAGGGAUUAUACGCUAAAACACUUUUACCUUAGCAUCGUACCAUUAAGUGCUCUAGCUCAUGGAGUGGGACAUUCUUUUCUUUGAUUGAUUGUCCUUGACCAUUUGGUUGCAAUAUUAAUGGCAGAUGCUGUAGUAUGAAUUACGUUACUUUCAUUUGUUGUAGUUGAGGAGUAGUACACCGUCACCUGAGCCAGAAACUCCCCCUCCUCCAACACCUCCACCAUCCGAGCAAGAAGAUCCACUGGAGCCAAAAAACACGAUUGUCGAAGGCUUUGAACUGGCAGCGUGUGAUAUUGAGACCCUGAAAAAACUCUGUGAGAAAUUUGAUGAUCCACCCCCUCCACCUACAAAACGUGGAAGAAAACCCAAGCCCCCACCCCCAAGGAAGCGCUGUGAAGUUGACCUGCAUCAAACUCUGAUAGCUUUGUUGGAGGAGUUAGAGAAGUAUGAGAUGUCAUUUGGUAAAAUGAUGAGCAAGGCAAAGAUUAAAAUCAUGAAAGAGAGUCAGGAGCCAGAACCAGAGGAUGAGCCAGGUAUAGUAGUACAUCAUCAUUUUUUUGUACAAUUUUCUCAUCUUAAAGCCUGCAUCGCGAAAUGGAAGUUUGGUUUCUUGGAUGUUCAGGGGUUUCUACUGGAGGCCAACUACCCACGCCUAGACUGAUUACCAAUCCCAAGGCUGGCAAUCGCCACUACCCCCUUGAAAGGCGUCAAGGUCCCCGUUACACUGGCAAGCAGUUGAAAAAGGGGGGAGAGAAAGACAGCCAUGCACGAACAACACAAGAUGGAUGAAAAAAAAAUUGUUAUUGUCCCAGAAAGCGGAACUCCUCCAGCUAACUCAGAUCAGAACAGCUUUGUUUUCACUGAAGGUUCAAGUUACGUGCAUUCCACCCUAUUACUUGGUUUUGAGUUUUUAACUUUUUUGUUGUUGUUUUAUUAUCUCUUGAAGAAGUCCUUCCUGUCGAAGAAGGAGAGGAAUGGGGCAGUGAAGAAAACAGUGCAGAUGAAAUCGAAGACGCUGGUGCCCAGAACAUGUCAAGUGAUGAAGAUUUCGUUUUAGAAGAUGAAGAAGGGAGGAGAAGCAAAACGCCGACACGUAUGGAAGCAACUAAAGAUAGUGAAAUGACUGAAAACCAAGGUAGCACUGGAACAUCGAUUGUGCUUCCUCAAAAGAGAAAGGCAGCUGAUGAAGCUGACAUUGUUGAGGAAUGUCAAGAGCCUUCAGGUUCUACAGAUGGUGAUAAUGAAAAUGAUCCAUGCUCCAUCUCCAUUCAAACAGCGCCUCUGAAACUGAAGAAGAAGCGAAAGAAGUCAGUAACUACUGUAGUCUCUUCAGCUACAGUCACGGCUGUCACGCAAGCAACUUCCGCUGGAUUCACACAAGCAAAUCGACAACCAGUCAGCCAUGUGCCAGCAGGUCUACAGAUGGAUAAACAGAUAAGACUAGCUAAUGUGGUUGCUGCAGUCCCAUCAGGUGCCGACAAGAAAGUCGUUUCCAGUAGUUGUGUUAAUACUGUGGCAACUGAUGGAGUAACUACGGUGGGAUCAACGUCUCGCCCCAGUAUCACCCUGCAGGGCAAGAACGCACCAUCUGUUAGAAUACACCCCAAGCCAAAUAUCUUGAACAAAUCACAAUCAUCUACAGUGACUAAGAAACAAUCCUUAGUUUCAGUGCCUACGUCUCAUGUCCAAAGUAUUGCCUCAGUUCAUCCUGUCACAGUUUCUAAAAAUCUCGCAUCAACGGCUUCUAGCCUUGCGUCUAGUCUACAGUCCCAAGCUGGUUUGUCUGCUACUGUACCAGGCUUAGGUAAGGUUAUGUUUGUGACCAGUUCUGGAGUUCCAUUGCAAGUACUGAAAGCAGUUCCUGUAUCACAGCAGUCCCUGGUUCAAGGAAAGGUUUUGAACACUGCUUUUCUGGGAAGCACUGGCAGCUUAACAUCAGCAUCUGCCGCUCCUUCAUCUUCAUCAACAUCUUCUCCAUCUGAGGUAUCAGUUCCUCUAAGAGUCAUGAAAGCAGUACCUAUAUCACAGCAACAUUUGAUUCAAGCAAAGACUGUGACUACUGCUGCAGGGGGCAGCAGCACAUCGUCACCUGCGUGUGUGGUGACCUCGUCGUCAGCACUGUUAACUCCCACUACAUCAUCUGCGGUUGCUAGCUCAUUGUCGCGUCCUCCAAGCACAUCCAUUCAUAAGGUUGUUAUCUCAGCUGCACCCGCUAAAUCGGGCAGUACUUUAUCAACGGCCAAGGCAGGAGGUCUUGUUAGUACCACAAGUGCAUCAUCUCCUGUUAUUCUAGUGCAGCACCCAGGGGCGGGAGGGAUCGUGCCACUCACAGUCAAGGGAGGGACCAGGACCAUGUCUGCCCAAGCAGCCUCGCAGCAGUUGGUCAUUAUCAGACCUUCAAGUACAACUCAGUUAUCCGGAACAGCUAUUUCUGUUUUGGGAAAUGCAAAAAUUGCACAGACUGCCCAGGGGCAAAAGGUGGUUAUUGCACCGGCCGGGCAAAGUGUGCCGCAAGUGGAGGCAAAGACUUCUUCUGUUAUCACUGGCAACAAAGUAUUUGUCCAGGCAGCAAUGUCUCCAAUAGGAAUGAAGCCAUCUGAAGCUAAGACUACUGCAGUAGCAUCUGGAAGCAAACUACUUGUGACGACUAUGUCAACAACAACAAGUACUACAACCAUACCACAAGGAAUAGACAGAGUACCGACUACAUCUGUCACUUCAGCACCAACCUUGUCACAAGCUGGACACAGCUUACCGCAAGUGGAGACGAAAGUUUCUUCUGUUGUCAGUGGCAACAAGUCAUUUGUUAAAGAGACAGUGUGUCCAUCAGGAGUGACUGCGGCUAAUUCGACGGUAGCUCUGGAAAGCACCGCUGUUCUGCCAAUAACAAUGGCAACGGCAUCGAUGUUGCCAGCUUUUAGCAAAGGACCAAAUAGUAUUUUAACCAUGGGUAUCGGUUCAACGUCAUCGAUCACUUGUCCUGUUAAGUCAAAACCCACGAUAACUGCUUCAUCUACCAGCAAUAAACAAGUUGGCCCAAAGGAAAUAUCGUCAAAUGACGUAUCAACCACUCCAGUGACCUUGGAGAGCAAAUCAGCAGUAAUGUUGGUAAGUCCUGAGGAGGCAAAAUUGACGUGCGCGUCUUCACAUGACCAGGAAGUAACAUCUUCACAUGUCACAUCUCCUAACGAAUGUGCCCUCAAGGCGGACUCACUUUGUCUAAGUACCACUGAAGCGUCUAAUACAAUCUCCAGGACUAAGAUAUCACAGUGUGAUGGCGUGAAGGUGGUACAAUCACAAACAAAGCCAGCGUUGUCACCACAGACAGACCUGGAGAAAACGGAUGCAAAAUCCGAGGACAGUUUUUUACCUGCGAAGUCUAUGCCCUUGGGUCUGAAUGGUGAAACAAAAGAGUUAGCUGAUAGUUGUACCGAUAUGAAAGGUACUGUUGGUUUGAAAGAGAAAGACUCUAAGAAUGAUUGUGAAUUGUUGCUGGACCUAACCUGCUACGAGACAAGCGUCAGUGAAUCUGGUGGAUGCGAGGAGAGUGGUGACUUCUCUUCAAAUGGACUUUACCCAAACCCAAAUACAACUCUGCCAUCAAAGCUCACUGAAACAGACGUUAAGCAAUGCAAUGGAGUUACUUCACCAUUGUCUCAGGAAGUGACGCACGAGGGAAAAGAGCUUGACUGUCAAGAUCAAAAUCUUGACACAGUGGUUGACAAAACAUCUGAGGGUAUUAUAAGCAAAUCUGAGUGAAUCAUUCUGUCCCUCUGACACUCGCCUUUUCAUUACAAAUGUGGAGAACACGGUAUUUUUGGGUAACUUUCUCAUUGCUCGUGACUUUUUCAUUUCUAAUGUCGGCAUAAAAUGCUUAUUUCAUUGCAUGUUUUUUUCCGCAUUCAGUCUUUGCUCAAAUCUAGUAUCAUUUCAGAACGUAUUUAAAGGGAGUUCCCGAGUAGACUAAUUCAGGCUUUAUUGUGUGAGACCAGAAACUCAUAAGGGGUUCUGAUGAGACCAAAUGGGAAUCGUUCUUUCUUAUUGAGACGGAUUGUUUCCCCUUUUUGUCCAACGCGUUGUGAAUGGGUUAAAGGUAACUAAAAGCCGAUUAAGAAACAGUUUUGCAAGACUACCUGAAGCAUACCUUUUUACCAUUCAAACUAACUACCAGAACCAGAUUUAUUGCCACCCGUUAACAGGCCAAACAUUUUUAAGAGCAUGUAAAGUAUCGUCAGUUAUGCGACACUGAAGCGUAUCAUAUAAGACUGUUCAAGGCUGCUAGGUUGUAAGUGCGAAGGACAACUUGCGGUGUGCAUUAAGAACUACUAAAUAAUAAACUACUAUCACUAAAAAGGAAACUGAAGAAAGGGGCCCACAAAGCCAUAUAUCAGGUGUGAAUAGAGAAAGGGUUCGAGCCUCUGCAUGAAGUAAGGGAACACUGAGAAGGCAUGGAGAUGAGAUGAGCGGGGAGAGAAUGAACGUUUUGCGCUUUCUUCUCGCCACUAUCUUUUUGGCGCCGUGGGACUAUCCUUUCACUUUUGGGAAAGGGAAAAAAGGAAAUGUAGGAGCACGUUUUAACGCAUGCUAAAACUCCCUUCACUUACGAACGUCCAACACGCAGGCUACACUCCUGUCAUGGAGGCUGCCUGGGGCGUUACUUUCUGCAACGCUUUUUUCAUUACUCAUGCACUGAUUUUCCAUACUACGUUUUCUGCGCACCUCGGGUAGUCUGGUAUUUUAAUAGCAUACAAAUCAGGCGAGUUUUCCGCUUUAAAACUUAUUUAAUAAAAGUGUUGAAGGAAAUAC